AUGACACCAUCUAAUUUUACUAUACCCAAUAGUAAAGGACAGAUUGCAGAUUCAGUCACUCAACCGUAUCCAGAUUGGUCCCUUGGGUAUUAUCAGGUACCGGGUAGGUACCAGUAAUACGUACUUCAUGUACUCAUAACAUACGAGGUACUUCGUAACACCAUAUUCCCCCAUUCCUCGACCCUUCGAGAUCCAUCCGUACAGAGUAAUGGGUAAUGCAAGCAUAUCAACCCGAGAUCUUGUGACCCCCAAGUUAUCCUUAGCCCUCCAAUCCUCAGACUCAGAUCAUCAAAUGGGCCAUUCUCAACUCAUCCAAUUGGCCUCCCACGCCCAAAAAUCCCAAACAGUAGUGCCAGCAAAGAAAAAGCAUCCUGUUUCGUCAUCUUCCCUGACCUGAUUGAUGGGCUCGGAAUGUUUAUUGCUAUCAGAUCACCUGGUGAUACCCGGCCUCAACCAAAAAUCACGACAUCGGAAGCACGCAACGUAAGCCAUGGCAAAGGCAAGCAAGCAAAGGGUCGAAGCUCAAGUCAAAGAGAAGCUAAAUCUGGCCCGACCGAACUUUACCCAGAUCAUGCCUCCAUCGACACAUCUCUCCCAAGUAAAACAAUGAUAUGA
This is a messenger RNA of Hymenoscyphus albidus, 615 nucleotides long. NCBI's taxonomy places the organism in Eukaryota, Fungi, Ascomycota, Leotiomycetes, Helotiales, Helotiaceae. The record is from the annotation of a GenBank genome assembly.